This is a messenger RNA of Fusarium redolens, 1308 nucleotides long. RefSeq lists its product as uncharacterized. The transcript is spliced from 3 exons. Gene Ontology annotation, molecular function: oxidoreductase activity; FMN binding. The record is from RefSeq and is a predicted model, not a curated record. NCBI's taxonomy places the organism in Eukaryota, Fungi, Ascomycota, Sordariomycetes, Hypocreales, Nectriaceae. Bases 1 to 1308 code for a protein of 435 amino acids.
AUGGCACCAAGACGAUUCUCUACUGAAACUGCAGACGCAAGCCCUUUGGGCCAGCCUCUCAAAUUCGAGUUCAGCGGUAAGACUGCCAAGAACCGAUUUAUGAAGGCUGCAAUGACAGAACGACUCUCGACAUGGGAUCCCAAAGUCCUUGAGAAACGAGGCGUUCCUACACCAGAACUCAUCAACGUCUACCGACGAUGGGGCGAGGGAGAUUUCGGCGUCAUCCUGACUGGAAACGUCAUGAUUGAAUAUGAUCAACUUGAGGCUGCUGGAAAUCCUAUCGUACCUCGAGAUGCACCUGUGUCUGGCGAACGUUUUGAAGCGUUCAAGGAACUAGCGACUGUUAGCAAAAAGCAUGGCAGUUUGAUCGUUGCGCAGGUCAGCCACCCCGGACGUCAGGUUGCUGAUCAUAUUCAGAAGAACCCCAUUUCUCCUAGUGAUGUGCAACUGGAGGGUGAGGUGAUGGGCAUGCACUUUGCCAAGCCCAAGCCCAUGGAUGAGCAAGACUUUAAGAAUGUUAUUGAGGGCUUUGCUCAUGCUGCCGAGUUCCUGUACAAGGCUGGUUAUGACGGCAUCCAAUUGCAUGGUGCACAGACAGACAAGUACGGUGGUUCCAUCGAGAACCGAUCUCGCAUCAUCUUUGAGAUUGCCGAUGCCAUCCGCGCCCGUGUCCCCGACAAGUCUUUCAGUCUUUCCAUCAAGGUCAACAGCGUCGAGUUUCAAGAAGGCGGUUUCUCUACCGACGACUGCAAGGUUCUUUGCAAGCAACUCGAACAACAUGGCUUUGACUUCGUUGAGCUUUCUGGAGGAACUUACCAGAGCCUUGCCUUCUCCCACCGACGAGAGAGUUCGAAGAAGCGAGAGGCUUUCUUCCUCGAGUUUGCCGGAAAGAUCAUUCCCGAGCUUACCAAGACCAAGGCUUACGUCACUGGUGGUUUAAGGACUGUCAAGGCUAUGAAUGAGGCUCUCAAGACGGUUCAUGGUAUUGGCUUGGCACGACCUGUUACCAAUGAGUUCGACUUGCCGGCCAAGAUUCUCAAGGGUGAGGCCAAUAGCGCAAUCGACACCUUGCUUGAUGAGCAGAACUUUGGUAUCACCAACGUUGCUGCUGGUACACAAAUCCGACUGGUUGGUAAGGAUAAGCACCCUCUUGACUUGAGUCGCGAGGAUCACAAGCGAAUCUUCGAAGAAUCUAUGCAGAAAUGGGGUGAGGGGAUGGCGCAUAAUGAUGACCAGUCCAAAUAUGGAUACGUUGAUAUUGAAGGAGUCAAGUUGGAGCCAUUUGGCCAGACUUAUGCGGCGGCGUGA